Messenger RNA from Brassicogethes aeneus, 1995 nucleotides. The record is from the annotation of a GenBank genome assembly. Lineage: Eukaryota; Metazoa; Arthropoda; Insecta; Coleoptera; Nitidulidae.
AUGAUUGUACCUAAUUCGUAUGACUCGAAAGAUAACGAUGUAGAAGUGCUUCCUGACUUCGUGCACAGCACGUUGUUCGAGGUGUUCAUAAGCGGCGGGCGGUCCCUGCGAUUCCAUAGGAACUCCUUCCGGUCGCUGCCCGGACUUUCGUUCGUCCGGAUAGAAGGCACCAGGUCGGUCCUGAUCGACACAAAGGCCUUCUAUAAUCUAACCUCUUCUAGUCUACUAGUCGAAAUCGAAAACUGUGAUGAUGUAACAAUUAAGACUGGUGCAUUUGAUGACAUGAAAGCCUUUAUAGAUGCAGACAUUAAAAGAGUUAAACGAGUUUCCCUAGGAAAAUGUGCAUUUAGUAAACUAAACACUUCAAAAUUUAAGUCUAUUGGGAAACUAGAAUUAUCUGAAAGCACCUUUGAAUUUAAGAAUCAAGGAAAUAUUGGAAGACACGGACCCGUCACCAGUAUUCAAUUUGAAAAUGUGAUAUUCCCAGAAAUCCCGACAGGAGCAUUUUUCUCGUCUCUAGCUUUAAUAUCGAUCAACGGCUGUAGAAUAAGCGACAUCCACGAGGGGGCUUUCAGAGCAAAUCAAAUUUCUGACAUAACCUUUUGGAACACCACCAUUGACACCAUACACAAUAGAGCGUUGACCGAUCGAACCUUGGUGAAAAAGUUCACUAUCAGCAAAUGCAACAUUGCGAAGAUACAGUCUGGGGCUGUGUUGGCUGCGUUUUUUAAUUUUACUGUGCACUAUUCGAUCAUAACAGACAUAGAAAAAGACGCAGUUCACAGCACGGCAGCAACAGUGGAAAUAAUAGGAAACGAAAUUGCAAACUUCAAAUCAGAAGCUUUCCAAUUCGUCAGUUGGAACAAAAUUUUCGUCCAAGACAACAUCAUCAAGAAUCUCGAAUCGAAUUUCAUCGUUGCACCGCCAAACAACGACAUCAAAAUGUUUUCCUUCAAAUCCAAUGAAGUUUAUAAUGCUGCUCCCAACGCGUUGUACUUCUUAUCAGAGUUAGACAAGAAGUGUGUUUAUGUGGACGAUAAUUUCUUUAACGAAUCUUGCGGGUGCGCCAUGGAAGAUUGGUUAAAAGGAAUCACGAAUGGCAGUGACAAAGUUGAGAAUUUAAUGGAGACGAGUUUUUGCAAAGUCAAUGAAUACUUGUCCAAAUGUUACACCCUACCGAUGGGUUUGUUGAAUAUGCGGAACUUUACCGAAUUGUCUUGUACCAACAAGUCCAUCAAAUGUGAACCAUAUAAUGGGGAGGUUAGGCUUGUAAACAACUCCAGCAAGAUUUUUCUUAAUGAAAACAACAACAAACAAACCUGGGUCAUCAUAAUACUGACUAUAGGGGGUCUAUUGAUAGUUAUAGCCAUGAUCUCGUUCAUCAUAAUGCUUAUUCGGGGGGGUCGCUGGUUAAAACGUAAAGGUUACUUCAGAAACAUCCACUAUAAUAAUAAUGAAACCAGUCAGGAUGAUGAAAAUACCAUGGUAACCAUGGAUUAUAACGACCCCUUGGAUAUACCGGACGAGCUUACCCUGGACUUUCUACAAAUGUUGAAAGUAAAACUGGAUGAUCCAACGACGCACCAACAAGCCUCUGAAAUGAUAGAACGCCUAUAUGAAAUGUUUGUAGUGGAUGAUAAUUAUGACAACAAUGCCAGACAAGAAGAGGCGCACCUUUACGAGGAGUUGGGAAACAUGAAUAUGUCACAGGCGCCUCCACCAUACCAAGAAAAAGACGAAAAACCUCAGAAUGAAGCCAGAAGCAUUCUGAAAUUAAUGGAGGAAAAAUUCAACCUUCCAUCAGACGAAUCGCUAAAACCUUCAAUAAAAAGCGAAUACUCCGAACCUUCUGACGCGGCAGUGCAUUUGUACUCCGAGUUAAAACAAAACAAACAAAAAAGUGAUGGUAGUCUAAACACUAUGGGUGCCAGGCCGCUGCCCAGCAAACCCGAAGAAUUUAUUGAUCCCGUCCCUUCGACCAGCGCCAAUGUUUAA